Molecule: messenger RNA, 903 nt
Organism: Colletotrichum truncatum
Lineage: Eukaryota; Fungi; Ascomycota; Sordariomycetes; Glomerellales; Glomerellaceae
Product: collagen triple helix repeat-containing protein
Source: RefSeq, a predicted model, not a curated record
AUGAAAUCUCACUUCCUCGCCUUGUCCCUUGCUAUUGCAUUGGGUACAGCUGCACCGCUCUCUGUAGGCAAAGCUGUAAAUAUGAGAGAAGAAAUCCCUGACGCUGUCAGGCCCCCUGAGUGGAAGAGGGACGGUACCUCUGAGACCGACGCCGUCAGACCCCCUGAGUGGAAGAGGGACGGUGCCUCUGAGACCGACGCUGUUAGGCCCCCUGAGUGGAAGAGGGACGGUGCCUCUGAGACCGACGCCGUCAGGCCCCCUGAGUGGAAGAGGGACGGUGCCUCUGAGACCGACGCCGUCAGGCCCCCUGAGUGGAAGAGGGACGGUACCUCUGAGACCGACGCCGUCAGGCCCCCUGAGUGGAAGAGGGACGGUACCUCUGAGACCGACGCCGUCAGACCCCCUGAGUGGAAGAGGGACGGUGCCUCUGAGACCGACGCUGUUAGGCCCCCUGAGUGGAAGAGGGACGGUGCCUCUGAGACCGACGCCGUCAGGCCCCCUGAGUGGAAGAGGGACGGUGCCUCUGAGACCGACGCUGUUAGGCCCCCUGAGUGGAAGAGGGACGGUGCCUCUGAGACCGACGCCGUCAGGCCCCCUGAGUGGAAGAGGGACGGUACCUCUGAGACCGACGCCGUCAGACCCCCUGAGUGGAAGAGGGACGGUGCCUCUGAGACCGACGCUGUUAGGCCCCCUGAGUGGAAGAGGGACGGUGCCUCUGAGACCGACGCCGUCAGGCCCCCUGAGUGGAAGAGGGACGGUGCCUCUGAGACCGACGCCGUCAGGCCCCCUGAGUGGAAGAGGGACGGUGCCUCUGAGACCGACGCCGUCAGGCCCCCUGAGUGGAAGAGGGACGGUGCCUCUGAGACCGACGCCGUCAGACCCCCUGAGUGGAGACUUGCAUAA